GAAUCAUCCUGAUUUUAAAUGAAUUAUUUCAUUGCAAAAGACAUUAGAGAUGGAAGCAUUUAUGCAUGAAAUAAUCAUCUACAUCUUUUAGAAAUCACUUGUGAAAACCAUGCAUCUUGACUUAUAAAAUGAAUUCUCUCAUGAACAAAAAAGUUUAUUUUCUUGCUUGGAGAAGUUGAGACUUGAUCUUUUCAUAGUUUCUUUUUCAGAAGGAUUGAUAUAAUUGUGUACCCAAAAAAAAUCUGAACAAAAAUACAGGGUGAGGUAUGCACAUAGCAUCAGAGAUAUAGUUUGACCAGACCCUGGGGUUAUGUAAUCUCAUGCUAUUAGAAAUUUAAAAUGCAAUAUUAAUUUAUCCACAUUGUGCUGCACUCAACCCAGGUGAGGUGAAUGGGUACCUGACAGGAAUUUAUUCCUUGAAAUGCACUGAGCGCUGGAAGGCUGCUUUCAGAGCUAUAGCUGGGGUAAUAAUAUCCAAGUCCUUUGGAAGUGCAUAGAGAAGUUAUUCAUAAUGUGUUAUGCGCUAUACAAGAACUGCCUAUUAUUAUUAAUACAUUGGUCACAUUUGCUCUACGGCGGCCGUACGGCGAGUCGAAAACAGCUGUUUUAACAUUUUUGUACCAACUACAUCUAGGUGGUUUGAAUUAGAAUUAAUAAAACGGCUGUUUUCGACUCGCCGUAGAGCAAAUGUGACCAAGGUAUAAGUCACACUCUUUGUGGAACAACUCAUGAUAAGCUGCAUUAUAUAAAUAAUGCUGAUUUUGAAGACGAUGGUUUAAUGGUGUUUCAAUGUGCACUAAACACUUUAAUGAUAACACAAUACAUGUACAGUGCGUUCAACUCAACAUUAUUUUAAUAUCAGUGUGGAAAUCUACAUUGCAAGGUGCUUACAUUUGGGAAUCAUGAGCAAAAUUCUUUGUGAGAUACAAAUCAUGAUGGUCAAUUCAGUGAUCUUAUAAAGUUGAUUUCUAAAUCAAGGGGUAAAGAUGCAUCAACACACAAAAUCAUGACUAUACAGUACUUCAUGUUGCACUGAAAUCAGUUUGGAAAUGUAAAUAAUUGCAUGCAUUCGAAAUCAUGUGCAAAUAGACCAUAAAGCUUUGUGAAACAACUCAUAUUAGCUCAGAAUUAUAGGUUUUUAUAUUGAUCAAGGAUUUACUUUUGUGUCAGUACCCAUUAUCAUGAUAACACAGUAAAGUGUGUCCUAGAGAGUCAUAUUAUAACGUGUCAUUUUUAUUUUUACUGGUUAAAAUCAGUAGAUUUUAUGUUAUAUAAUACUGAAACAUAAAAGCAGUAGAUUUCAUGUUACUUAUGACUGAAACCGUGCUGCCUACGAUUUCCUUUGAAAAAAAAAUGAAAAACAAAGUCAAAGAACAAAUUUAAAAGAAUAAAAUACAUAAAAUUUGAUUUUGCCAUUUUUUAUAUACAUGUAUAUUUUUUUUAUAAACUACAAAGAGUGACCAGACCAAAAUCUGGCAGUUUGGGGGGCUAUAAGAAAAAAGAUUUACAGCCAAAUAAUGGUUUUAUGCAUUAAUUAGCGUACAUGUACAUGUAAUUGAAAUUACAAACUUGAAUUAAUUUGGUACGAUUGACAAUUGAAUUGUGGAGAUUACGGCAUGGGUGACGUGCAAGCCAAUUUGCUUUGUGAUCGCGCGAUCAACCGUCGAUGUGAUUUCGUAUACUCUGCAUGCCAUUAUAUAAAAUUAAGUGCAAUGUAGGGUUACAUAAUUUAUAAAGUAUUGAAAAAUAAGGUGUAAUAUGCAUUCUACAUGUACGUGAAAUUGUUCACUUAAUGAUUACUAUCUCGGAUGGUACCACGAUGCAUCGUACCCCACACAGCAUUAAUUCAUUUGAUUUGUGAAGUGAAUAUUCUGGAUGUUAUAAAGGAAAAAAAUAUUUCAAGUUCUAAUGAUUUCUUCAUUUCGAAAGUUGUGAAUGUGUGUUAGAGGUUUAUUAUCUUUAAGUAUGAUUUUAUCCACCAGGUGGGUGUUUCAUAAAUCUGUUUAAAGUUACGCACGACUUUACAAUUGACUUGUUGUCCUUUCUUGUGGUGGUAGUAAAUGUUAUGCACCAAUAAGCGCGUAAGAAAUGUUCACCAGUCUUUCUUGAGGUCUGUGGUAACUUACAACUUCAUGAAACACCCAUCAGGUGAAAUAAAACAUAACUCAUUGCAUCAAUUGAUAUAUGAGGGGCAGGUCUUACAAAGAUUUGCAAUAUAUUUCAAAUCAAACCUUGAUGCCUGGUCCCACUGGCCGACGGACACAAAACAUAUUCAUAACGGAUACAGCGGACAAGCAACAUUUCGGGGUGGCUCCAUCCGUUUUCAUCCGCUCCAGACAAUUGACAAAAUGGGUGAACAAUGAAAUCACAGUGGACGGAUGCUCAGUGGAUAUAGAGUGAAUCGGUAUGAAACACAUGUGCAAAGAGUACACAAUGGAUACAUAACGUUUUCCAACGGAUGGCAAGAUUCUUUUCCAUUUUACAUCCUCUCUGCAUCCAUAAGUGCAGUGGGACCAGGCCUUUAAUAAAUUGUGUACCGUAAUGUAGGCUGUCGGAAAAUCAUAAAAUUUUACUAUAAUCUGUGUUUGAUUUGACUGUAAAUCUUUGUAAGACAAGACCCUGGUAUUGAUGAUUCUAAAGUGCACAGACCCCUUGGUAUAUCUGAUGGUUAUUGGAAGAUUGUUCUGUUGAUGAAAAGAUGGUUUGAAUCAGUAUGUUUGUGUUUCUCUACAGGGUGGAUGAGGACGAUUGUAUGGAAAGCGGAGGAAAUGCCCAUUGAGCAACUACCAUUCCAUGUAAUGGAUAACUUCAUAAUUUGUCCAAUUUGAUUAUUACAAGUCCACAGAAAGACUUGAUCACCAAAUGUCUACACAGUACAAGGAGACUAUACCAUGUGGGAAGUCAAAUUUGUCUCGAAGGAUUCAGGAAAUGUCAGGUGAUAGGUCGCAUGGGAAACAUCUUCUAGAAGAUCGACUGAGUGAGGAUGAUUCUUAUCCUGCACCAAACCAAGUGGGUUGUUCUCGAAGAGAGGUGGAUCGUAAUGAUGGAAGAUUGGAAGUACAUGUAGAUACAGACAUCAAAGUGGAGUCCGGUGCGAACUGUGAAACGUCCUGUGCAGGAAGCAUACAGACUUCUCCUGUUUGUUCAAUAAGAAAUGAUAGACAUUUGUCUUCCAGCAACCCAGCGAGAGAUAAGCCUUUCGCCUGCUCUGUUUGCAACAGACAAUUUAUGCAUAGGUCUUCUCUAAAUUCUCAUAUGAAAACCCAUGGAACAGAAAAGCCUCACGUGUGUUUUGUUUGCAAGGAACGAUAUCUACAUCUAUCUAGUCUCAGAGCCCAUAUGCAAAGUCAUACAGGAGAAAAACCCUAUGAAUGUUCUAUUUGUGACAAAAGAUUCAGUUAUUCCAGUAGUCUCAGAACACACAUUGCUCUCCAUACGGGAAAUAAACCACAUCAGUGUUCACUUUGCUCAAAGACAUUUUCGAAGAGAGAUCAUUUGGUUUCACACCAACGAACACAUGUACGUAAAACGGAAAGUAUACAGUCUACUCGAGUUUGUUCAAGCAAAAAUGAAAGGCUUCACGAGUGUUCUUUGUGCGAGAAAAAAUUUGUGCGUGCAUAUGAUCUCAGAACUCAUGUGCGAAUUCACACAGGAGAAAAACCCUACGCGUGUUCAAUCUGUGACAAAUGCUUCGGCGAUGCCAGUAAUCUCAAAGCACAUAUGGCAGUCCAUACAGGGGAAAAACCACAUCAGUGUUCACAUUGUUCGCAGACCUAUUGGAAGAGAGCUCAAUUGAUUGCACAUGAAAGAACACAUUUAAGUGAAACCGGAAGUGUACAUGAUGGACAAUCUUCCAAUAACCCGGUAGAAGAAAAACCUUUUAGGUGUGCUAUUUGCAACAAAGGAUUUUACCAAAUACCUUAUCUGGAUAAACAUUUGAGAACCCAUGGAGAUGAAAAGCCUCAUGAAUGUCCCGUGUGCAAGAAAAGAUUUCUGCGUGGCUCUAAUCUCGGAAGACAUAUGAGAAUUCAUACAAAAGAAAAACCUUACGUCUGUUCUAUUUGUGACAAAACCUUCAGGUUUGACAGUAAUCUCAGGUCACAUAUGACUGUUCAUACAGGGAAAAAGCCACACCAGUGUUCACUUUGUUCAAAGACAUAUUGGAAGAGAGCUCAAUUGAUUGCACAUGAAAGAACACAUUUAAGUGAAACCGGAAGUGUACGUGAUGGACAAUCUUCCAAUAACCCGGUAGAAGAAAAACCUUUUAGGUGUGCUAUUUGCAACAAAGGAUUUUACCAAAUAUCUUAUCUGGAUAAACAUUUGAGAACCCAUGGAGAUGAAAAGCCUCAUGAAUGUCCCGUGUGCAAGAAAAGAUUUCUGCGUGGCUCUAAUCUCGGAAGACAUAUGAGAAUUCAUACAAAAGAAAAACCUUACGUCUGUUCUAUUUGUGACAAAACCUUCAGGUUUGACAGUAAUCUCAGGUCACAUAUGACUGUUCAUACAGGGAAAAAGCCACACCAGUGUUCACUUUGUUCAAAGACAUAUUGGAAGAGAGAUAGAUUAGUUGAACACGAAAGAACUCAUACGAGUGAGAACCCCUUUUCAUGCUUGGUGUGUGAUGCAAGAUUUAAUAGUACACAUGAGCUGGUGGAACACAGAAAUACACACACAGGAAUGGAAACCAUUGUAGUGUCCAUUAUUCCCACAUAAAACCCUAUACCAGAGACAAACCUUAUGCGUAUUCGUCAUUGUGACAAAGUAAGAUCUUCUCACCUAUGCUAAAAAGAUUGACAUGGGGUGGCAUUUGCGCCGGAGGCAAUUGCUCUGGGCUUUAUUUCAGCCAAGAUAUAGGGUUAGUGUUAGGGCUUCAAUAGGAUAUUAUUUGAGUUUUAGGGUUAAAUUUAGGACAGGGUAUAGUGUUAAAUCCAGGGUUGAUGUUGGCGAUUCCUAUAGUGUGUGAAAUUCACAGCGAUGCAAUUGUUGCCUUAGCAAAUGCCAUUGAACCCGACAUGGAAGCACACCAGAUAACCCAUAAUAGUGAGAAGCCCCUCGCAUGCAACGUCUGUGGUUGUAGUUCUACCCAGAUACUUGCAGAACAUAUAAUCCCGUGGGAGGGGGGCUACUUAGCAUAAAUGUAUGAUAUGUAUGUGCCGCGGUCGAGACCCCCAUUUUCUGCCUAAAUUUCUGUUCCAGACCAUUACCAAUUUGGAAAGCCAUAGAAAUUCCUAUUUUCCCCGUUCCGGAGAACCUCAAAUUUGUGGUUUCUUGUUCCAGUGCACGCCCAUCAUGAACUACUCAGUCGGUCGGGGUGUUGAGUUUGAUCGACGCGGAGUCAUUUGAUUUUCGGAGACCCCCAUUUUUUUUGUGGACCAGGUCAGUUCCAGAGCAAUGUAUUUUUAGCAAUCGUUGAUUCUAGGGCCGUUCCGGAGACUUCCAUUUUUAAGACAAAUAUUUAGUUCCAGAGGCCCCUAUUUUUUACUUUGGUGUGGCACAUAGGUAUCAUGUUAUAAUUCGACUAGCCCUACCUUGGCAUAUACUAAUCCACAGGGAAAGGGUCCUUGUCAAUCAGUGCAGGGCCUGAAUGUGCACAUAAGAACCUUUACCGGAGCGGAAAAAAAACGUAUGUAUGUCCUCAGUGUAACGAAGCAUUUAGACAUUGUUCUACCCUCACAAGGCUCAGAUAAAUACAAGUAUGGUGUGCUUUGCAACUGUCUGCAUGUCUUGCUCUUUUUGUUAGUUUAUAACAUGCAUGAUAUGGGCUCUAAUCAAUUAAUUGGCUGAAUCCUACCAUGUGACCUGUCUGUUUUUUAACUUAGCGAAGAAUGGACUUGAUUGGUUCAUCAAAUAAAAAUUGAUCUACAUCACUAUGUUAUAUAAUAUCAUAAAAUUUUGUCUUGGCAUUAGAAUGAUUACAUAUACUUGUUACCUUUGAACCUUUUAAAGUGUUCCAAUAAAGGAAUCUUGUGAGGCAUAUAAUUCUUCCUAUGGAUACCUCAUACAAAUCAAAAUCAUACGUGAGAUAUGAGAAGAAUGCAUAUUGGCGAGCUGAUGAUGAUAAAAUAAUAACGUUUUAUUUACCCAGGGUAGCCACUUCAAUCAUAAGACUGCUCUUCCAGCGGGCCCUGCAUAACAUAAUAUGUUAUUAUUACCCUUCUCCAAUCUAAAUGCUGAGCGCCAAUUAAGAAGGCAGAGGGUCACAUUUUAUAAGUCUUUGGUAUAUAUGACUCGGCCGGGGAUCGAACCCACGACCUCCCGUUCAUGAGGCGGACGCUCUACCACUGAGCCACCGGUCACUGAGCCACCAUGCCCAGUGGCACAUAAUUCCUAUUGUAUUUCAAUGUUUUCAGUUCAGUUUAAAAAUGAGUUAUGUCUCUGUUGAUCAUGUGUAUUGGAAUACAUGAUAACUGCCUUCAUACUAUCACUGUUCUGUGAAAAUUAAGACUUCAAAAUGCUGUAUCUUUGAUCUUAAAAGUGGCUGCCUCAGGUAGAUGUUUUGGCCGGUGUAUCCCAACUUUUUUCUUGAUAGAAGAAGAAUCUAUUCCUUAAUUUUCAAUAAAAUUCAUCUUGCAUUGUUAACAAGUGGCAAUGCUUCACACCAAGAAAUAUGAUAUUAUAUGCCGUACGUCCUUCGGCAUACAAUAGCUAACAUGUUCAGUUCAGGUGUUGCUGCUCCUUUGUUAUAAGAUUUUUGUGAAUGUGUUUUAUUCAUGCAAAUGAAUUCAUGUUGCAUUAUUGAUUCAGUCAAGGUUCGUGAUGUCUAUAGAGUGUAAAAUCACUUUCAGUAUUAAUCAAUAACGGCGCUGGCGGGCGCCUUUUCUGAGUUGCGUUGUAUUCUAAAAAGUAAGCCGCAAGUUAUUAUAAAUUAAAACCUAUGCUAAAAUGCUGAA
Molecule: messenger RNA, 6887 nt
Organism: Lytechinus pictus (painted urchin)
Lineage: Eukaryota; Metazoa; Echinodermata; Echinoidea; Temnopleuroida; Toxopneustidae
Product: zinc finger protein ZFP2-like
Exons: 2
Coding region: 2863-4710 (615 amino acids)
Biological process (GO): regulation of transcription by RNA polymerase II
Cellular component (GO): nucleus
Molecular function (GO): DNA-binding transcription factor activity, RNA polymerase II-specific; RNA polymerase II cis-regulatory region sequence-specific DNA binding
Source: RefSeq, a predicted model, not a curated record